AUGCGCACCAUUCUAGUGAGACAUAUCGGCUUCCUCGCCGAAAUAUCACGAGAUAGUUUGUUGAAGAAGGUCUCCGAUCACCUUUGUCAUUUGUUUGUCGCCACCACUCCACAAUCCGAGGACCACCACCUCCUCGCGAGGUGCUCGAUACGAGCAACGAUGGACUCGCCUGUCACUCUUACUACUCACAAUCCAUUCGAAGACGAUGAUCUCGGAGGACAGGGUGGCUAUGCUUUGGUCACUUCUAUCUUUUCCAAGAUGAAGAACACAUUUGUCGCUACUGGACCAUCGGGUGCCACUACCACUAGCGUGCCGACACCUUCGGUAACUGUUCCUACCACUGGCGAGAAUACGAAUAAACCUGCAAAUAAAGCGGUGAACAAAGUCACAUCACCAACCAAUCCUCCAUCACCUGUACGCGCACCAUCCCUCAAGCCCGCAACAAAGAGUUUAAAGCCUGGUGGGUCGAACCCAGCUCCACCGCUCGUAUCUUUUGCACCAAUCGCAGUCGAGCAACCGCGAUACAUCGCCGAAGGAGCGUCUAUCGCCCCCCAAACAUACGAAGGAGUUGAGGGAUUAUAUGGCACCUCGAUCCCAGGGUUUGCGAUUCCAGACGAUGCCAGAAGUGUAAGGACAGUGGCGAGCACAAAGAGAGGAGCAUCCAUAAGCAAAGUCAUCAGACGGAUACGUGGAGAAGAGACUACUGGAUGGAUGAUGAACACUGCAAGGAAUGUUACGACUGCAAGAGCGUAUUCACAACUUGGCGACGUAAACAUCACUGUCGGAUGUGCUGCCAAUAUCAUUUCGUCAACCCGUUUUGGGCAAGAAGGCAUGAUUCGUGUUUGCAAUCUUUGCCUGCAAGUUCUCGAGGAUGAAGGUCUGGACGAUGACGACGAUAGGCGUAGUGUCACUUCCGCUGCUACGUCUGCUCCUGUGUAUCACCCGUUUCAUUAUCAUCAACGCUCCAUGUCGCUUUCGCAAUCCUAUCAACCUCCAUCACCGUUCUCUGCAACUGGACCUCGCCGAACGGAUGAGCCCUUCCCUCUCUUUUCCAGAGGGGAUUUAUCCUUGCGCCAUCGGCUACAAUAUAGAGCACAUGAUUCCGAUGACUCACGUCCCCAAACACCAACAGAAAUAUUGUUCAGUCCCGAACCUGCACCAGCACCAGCGCCUUUUCGUCGUGGAGCCAAUGACGAUGAACUAGAAGUGGGAGAAGAGGGAAUGGGGGAAAAGGAGAUGGAGUUGUAUCUUGAAAGGACGAGCCGAAAUAGUAGCAACGGAGCUAGAAGGAACGUCGCAGUUGGAGAAGGAAAGGGAGGGAAGGCCUUUGCCUUUCCGGGCCCAACCUCUGGCGUUGUUGACUCACCAGGAGCGCUUCAGCUCGAAACCGGGGCUGCUGUCAUGGAUCAAACGGCCGCCAUUAUCCCUAAUGCAGCGGCAUCCACACCAGGCCUGUCUGCGCUGAACCAAACUGCUCCAACCAAUACAUCUACGCCCAAUACCGAAUCAUCUAUUCUUUUCCCUGCAUCUGCAUCGUCGCCCGAAACCCCCGCCGGCCUUGUGCCUAUUCCUGGGAUAGGACCGAGAAGGGAUUCAGCCUCUGCAUUUGGAAGAGAGAGGCCCCGACUGGGCUCUGGUGAUCGCUUGAGACUCAAUUCCUUUGGGAAUCGACUUGAAUCGUUUACUGGAGGAAGGAUGGACUCAUUCCAUAGUUCGCACGCUGGGGAUCGAACUCCAUAUCUUAGGAGCCGCGUGCAUAGCCGGUUAGGAGAGUUCAGCCCUAUCAGUGCCGAAGGAGACCUGGGUUGGAGGACUAGGAGGGAGAGCAGCGCUUAUGCAGCCGAGCUUAACGCGGUUUCAAUGUUUCAUUUACGUAUCAUGAUCAGGCAACUCUUGUCCCGAGCACAAAUUAACCAACCGAAGGAGGGCACUUUUACGCACAGUGGGGCUAAUAAUGAAGAAGCAAAUGAAAAUGCAGGCCAGAAGGGCGGGAAGUCAAGUAUACCAGAGAAAGGCGCGACGUCUGAGUGGGAGGAUACACUCCUACGGCUUUCCCUCAAGCUGGCAUCGAGAUUGAAUGUAGCUUCGACUUCGGGUGGGGCCAAUGUCGAUAUGGAUGUUCGGCACUUCGUUAAGAUCAAGAAGAUACCGGGUGGCCGGCCAAGAGAUAGCGAAUACGUUGACGGCGCAGUAAUCUCUUCUAACCUUGCACACAAAAAAAUGAAGCGAGAUUUGCCUUUGCCACGGAUAAUGAUUCUCGCCUUCUCACUCGAAUGGCAACGCCGCGAAAAUGAGUACCUUACUCUUGAUUCAAUCCUUGCCCAAGAACGCGAAUACCUACGCAAUCUUGUUGCACGCAUCACGGCAUUACGCCCACGUCUGGUUCUUGUGGAGCGCACCGUCUCGCGUCUUGCUUUGGAGUAUCUUAUGGCCGCGAAUGUAGCCGUUGCGCGAGCGGUUCCGCCUCGAUCGACCAAGUUUGUCUCGCGCAUGACUGGUGCUGAGGUUGUGCCUGAUAUACCCGCGCUCCAUCGUGGUCCACGCCUGGGUGAAUGCGCACGGUUCAAAAUACAGACUUAUGAUCACCAUCUGAUCCCCGGUCGUCGAAAGUCGUAUAUGCGGUUCGAAGGAUGCGAUUCACAUAGAUCCGGAUGCACCAUUAUUCUCCGCGGGGCCGAUCUCGACACACUCAAGAAACUAAAAGAAGUCAUGCGUUUCAUAGCAUUCAUUGUACGGAACUUGAAGAUGGAGAGCUUCCUGUGGAAGGACUGUGUUGUUACUAUGCCAGGCGUCACAGGUGAAGCCGUCCCAACACCGACUACAGGUAAUAGCCUCAGUGGCAUACCAACGAAUGGGGGGGAUGUCAGCGUUCUUAUGCGCCCGCGAGCCAAAUCUUUCCCUGGCCUCAGUGCAAAGGUGGCCAACGAUCCUAGUUCAGAGUCAGGAGUUGGCGUUACCCGGUGGAUUUCACCUGUUCUCCCCGAGCCUUCACCAGUUUUCGAGGAUGACGAUACGUUUUCUACCGAUGACGAGGCAGAAGAUGAGGCCGUAAUAUUGUCUCGCCAGAUUAACGCCAGCCUGCGCCCGUAUUUAACAACAUUUAUCUCAGUGAGCGCAACGCUUCGGUUCUUUCCCCCUUGGCCUGUGAGGAUGAUGAAGGAGGCGGAUGAUCAGCUUCGUUCUAUCAAGAGAGAGUGGGGAGAAGAACAACGUCAGAAAGAACGGGAAAAAGUGACCAAAUCCGAGGAGCACCUGCCCCAGAAUGCAAACUCUGAGUAUCAAGUAGACAAAGAAAGCACACCCUCUGUAAUCGUUGUAGGUCCAGCUGACGAGCCAUCUGGUCCCAGGCUUCAUCCUAGCGCAAGUCUAUCCAGCCUCCGCUCCACUGUUUCCGUUUCUUCAAUAAACUUACCUGCGGUGCCUUCCCGCAUUCCCACCCCUGCCCCCUCUCCACUCGCGCCUGGACCGGCCAUCUCCGCUCCGGAACUCCGUUCUCCUUCGGAGUUGGAUGUCGAAGCUCGACUUGCUGAUGCGAAAGAACGCCACGACGUCAUGCGCCGCGAAUGGGAAUGGUACUUACGCAGAAACCGGGACGACUUUGCGGUGGAGAAAUAUCAACAAAUUGCUCUCCGUAGUUUUGUAAUCCCCACUGCCAGUGGUUCGUCGUCUAUGACCGGAUCAGCCAAUCUUGGACAAAUGGAGAACUCACACCGUCCAUGUUUCCGCCCCGAACUCGUAUAUAAAUACUACUACGGCGAAGGUGACCAGUCUCUUGCACACUUUAUCGAGGAAACGUGUAGCAUUCCUGCCAACUCUGUCUGCGAAGCAAAAGACUGCAAUGUGCUCCGGAUCGCACACACACAAGUUUUUGUCCACAACGAGAGCCAAGUCCUAAUCUCAACCGAACCAUGGACAGGCCGGAUAGGGGCAAAACAAUUCAAUGCACCGCUCUACGAGGGUAUUACGACUUGGAGUAUUUGUCGUGUUUGCAUGCAAAGCACUCCACUCAUUCCCUUAAGCGAGGAGGCUGGUCGUUACUCAUUUGCCAAAUUCUUGGAGCUGCACUUCUACCCGGCCGAUGUCCUUCUUAUGCACGGCGCUGGGUGUUCACACAACAUAUAUCAGCACCAUAUUCGUUACUUCCAUUGGCAUGGGAUGACUGUUCGAUUUCAGACAGAGAAAGUAACUCUACACGAACUAGUUUUCCCUCCUACCCAUAUUCGCGUUGCAGCGGACGCAGCUGCUCAACUUGCUCAACUACACCCCGAGCAAGCUCAAAACAUUUCCACAUUGGCGGGGGAGAUGCGUGAACGCUCGGUCCUCCAGCGCAACCACAUCGAACAGCUCAUUUACAAAGAAUACGAAGAGUCUUCAACCACGGAUACACUUCAGCUUGGUCGAGUACGCCCAAUCUGGCAGCGUAUUAUCACCCAAUUCGAUGAUGAGUUUGGCCAACUGGAGAGGCUGUAUCUUCCAAACGGAUAUUAUGUGGGCACAGAGAAAGACUUUCGUCGAUCGGUAGCUCAAAACAAGAUAUCUAAAUACGUGCCUGAGAUAAUGGGGAGCGUGUUCAGUACCAUGGACCGUAAAGUGAUUUCCCGCUUUGUCGACCCGGAACGACGCCAGACCGGGUCCAAACGCGAGUCAGGCCAACUUGUCUCGUCAGCAUCCGAAUAUGAAUCCAACGUCGAUAGUUGCGCUGAACCGCCAAACUCAGAGACCGAUGUGCGGCCAUCUUCCAUUGAUCUUCCGUCUCCGGCUGAGAUUUCUGGACAAGACCUGGAUCAACCUCCGGCGGUGGCAACAGGCAACAUUUCAGUCGAGGCGCUGCCCAUAGAUGAAUUACACGAUUCGACCAUCUCUGCCCCUCAAACGCGCCCUGAGAUCUCUCUGGAAAACUCGGGCAUUCAACCGAAAAUUCGUGCAGACGAUCAAGGUCCUAUGCCAGCCCCAGCUACGAUACCCGGCAACCCCAUUGUGGAUAUUGAUAACCUGGGAAAAGAUGGAACGACACGACGCUACCGCCGAGACCAAGGAUGCCUUCCGUCAGAGUAUUCCCAACGAGUUUCCCGACUGCCUCGGCGCACGCGGCCACAGCCCAGUGUUUCCGACCUUGUCAGACAGUUUCAGGCCGUAUUGCCCGAGAACUUUGCUACUGGCGCCUUCGGUUAUGGGCCGCUAGCCCGAACCUCAUUCAUGUCGGAUAGCGAGCAUGAUUCCGAAGCGCAGCCACGUCGAGUCCGUGGGCGUCCGAAAGUCCCAGUUAGCAAGUCCAAGUUUCAGCCAAGGUCUCGUACAUUUGGUUCCGAUUUCGAACGAAGUUAUGCGGUAAACGUCGCCCCGCGUCAAACUCAGAGCACGGUCGAAGCAGGUCCUUCACGUAUACCGGCCCCAGUUCAACCGGUCACAUUACCCCUUGCAGAAACAAUCCAAUCGGGUCGUUCAUCGCCCACGCACUCGAUGCUUGAUCUUCCAAGGCGACCCAUGUUAUCUCGGACCACCACCGGAUCUACUAUUAAGAACACUAAUGCUGCUACGCUCGAGCCACUCACUGCCACACGCAAAGUAUCUCCGAACCUCAACAAGUCAACUAAGGGAAAGGCUCUAGCAAGAAAUCCACCUCGUGAUCCCUCAACCGUGCGGAACACAACUUCAAGUAUCUCUAGCAGACAAGGUACCCGGCGCAUUACUGGAUCUACGAUAAACAAUACUGGGUCUAAAGUAGCAACGCAAAUUCGCCAAUUUGAACGCUUAUCCAAGGAAAACGAAAAGGCCAAUCGGCGUUAUGCGAUCAUUCGUGGCCGCCGCGCUCGCCCGGUUGCAACUGCCAAACCCAAAGUGGAGAUCUUCAACAAUUACGAGGAUGCUUUACGGGAUGACGAAUCAGAAAGCGGCGAUUCUUCUAGCGAGGCCGAUGAUGAAGACGAAGGCGAGGAAGAUCCCAACAAACUGCGAGUUGAUACGUUGGAUCCCAUAUUGUCCGUCUCGGACCUCACAGCGCACUCUAUGACCCUCCCAGCGCCGGCUACGAGAGAUAAAGAUCAAGACCAGCAGAUUAUUGAUAUAAAUGACUCUGGGAAACGCAACGAGCAUACUGAAACGAAGUUGCAAGUGCACCCCAAUCAUAUACUGGACUUUACUCCCGAAUCGUCUCUGCCCUCUUCUCCUCUCAUUCGACCCCGGGACUCUGGUUUAGGACAAGGAAAUUACAGUGAAGCGGAGAUGAGUGCUAGCGCAGACCGACGAUCCUUUUUGUAUCGGAUGUCCUCGGCGUUAUCACGAAUACAGGCACGGGAGUAUGCCGCGAUGAAUCUUUCAUAUCCAGCUGCCCCUACGGAUCAUGUCUUUGCUGAAUCGUAUAUCACAGUGCGGGAAGACGAGCCAACCUCUAUCAUCGCUCUCACUCUUAGUGCGCAUGAUUACCGCAUCAAUAUGGCAAGGGCUCUCAGUUCGAAGCACAAUAAGCUCGCCGAGAAACCAGAGGUUUUCAUGCCAGACAACCUCUCGGUUGGCGAAGCACCUUCGACGUGGGGCAUUAUUAGCCAUGAUGACUUGCCAGACCCAGCAGAUGUCUUGAAGCAUCCCCAGACUGUUUCUCACCAAACUUAUAGUUACCAAAGUGGUGACGUUACUGUUACUUGCAAGGUCCUGUAUGCAGAACAAUUCCAAGCCCUGCGACGGAGCUGUGACUGCGAUCAGAUCAUGAUCGAAUCCCUUGCACGUUGUAUAAAGUGGGAUGCAGCCGGAGGGAAGUCAGGAUCGGCGUUCCUUAGGACCCGAGACGAACGAUUUAUUGCCAAGGAGCUCUCAAGACAAGAGGCGGAUGACAUGGGAAAAUUUGCGCCCAAGUAUUUCGAUUACAUGUCUAGUGCACUGAGCGAAGGGCGUCCCAGCGUUUUGGCCAAGCUUUUCGGCUUCUAUCAAAUCAGCCUGAAAAACCCAAUGGCAGGCAAAUCUGUGAAAAUGAAUCUACUGGUGAUGGAAAAUCUUCUAUACGAUCGGAAGUUUGCGCAUGUUUACGAUUUAAAGGGGCUGACGCGCGGAAGGAAGGUACGAAAAACUGGUCGCGAGAAUGAAGUGCUACUGGACGAAAACCUUGUUCAAGCCUCCCUCACCGAACCUUACUAUUUGAGAGAACAUGCAAAGCGCAUUCUUCGUACCGCUAUCUGGAAUGAUACCCAAUUCCUGGAAGAUGCCAAUGUCAUGGAUUACUCGAUGGUUGUUGGUGUGGACAAUACGAAGAACCAGUUAGUUAUUGGGAUAGUUGACUUCAUCCGAACCUAUACAUGGGACAAGAAGUUUGAGAAUCUUAUGAAGGAAAAAGUCCUUGGAGGUACCAAUAAAGGCGAAGGGCCUACGAUUGUUAUACCCAAGCAAUACGGGGUACGAUUCCGUGCUGCAAUGGAGCAAUACUUCCCUUUGUUGCCUGAUCGAUGGAUGAAGAUCCGUGAUUCACCAGAAACACAGGAGACAGACAAAUCGAUCCAACGUUCGUGA
Messenger RNA from Rhizoctonia solani, 7497 nucleotides. RefSeq names its product 1-phosphatidylinositol-4-phosphate 5-kinase. Bases 1 to 7497 code for a protein of 2498 amino acids. Gene Ontology annotation, cellular component: fungal-type vacuole membrane; endosome membrane. The transcript has 18 exons. NCBI's taxonomy places the organism in Eukaryota, Fungi, Basidiomycota, Agaricomycetes, Cantharellales, Ceratobasidiaceae. Gene Ontology annotation, biological process: phosphatidylinositol phosphate biosynthetic process. Gene Ontology annotation, molecular function: 1-phosphatidylinositol-3-phosphate 5-kinase activity; ATP binding. The record is from RefSeq and is a predicted model, not a curated record.